AAUCCCCACCUUGUGCACUCUUGGUCUAUCUCCGGCCGAUAAGACCGCUCAUAAAGCCAGGGCCCCAGCCAAGUCCAGGAUUCCUACGGACUCACCAUGAUCAGGGCGCUGCUGCUGUCUGCACUGGUGGCUGGAGCUCUCAGCUGUGGGCUCCCCACUUACCUGCCCCAUCUGCCCAGAGUGGUUGGCGGUGAAGAUGUGAGGCCCAACAGCUGGCCCUGGCAGGUCUCCCUGCAGUUCAGCUCCAAUGGCCAGUGGCGCCACACCUGUGGAGGGACCCUGGUGGCCCAAAACUGGGUCCUGACCGCUGCCCACUGCAUCAGCUCCUCCAGGACCUACCGCGUGGUGGUGGGCCGCCACAGCCUCUCCGUGGACGAGCGUGGCUCUCUGGCCGUCAAGGUCUCCAAGAUCGUGGUGCACAAGGACUGGAACUCCAGCCAGCUCUCCAAAGGGAACGACAUUGCCCUGCUCAAACUGGCCAGCCCUGUCCCCCUGAGUGACAAGAUCCAGCUGGGCUGCCUCCCUCCCGCCGGCAAAAUCCUUCCCAACAACUACACCUGCUACGUCACAGGCUGGGGAAGGCUACAGACCAACGGGGCUACUCCUGACAUCCUGCAGCAGGGAAAGCUGCUGGUUGUGGACUAUGCCACGUGCUCCCGCUCUGACUGGUGGGGCAGCUCCGUGAAGACCAACAUGAUCUGUGCUGGGGGUGAUGGCAUCAUCUCCAGCUGCAACGGAGACUCCGGAGGACCCCUGAACUGCCAGAAGGACGACGGCCAGUGGGAGGUGCACGGCGUGGUCAGCUUCGGGUCCUCCCUGGGCUGCAACUACUACCACAAGCCCUCUGUCUUCACCCGCGUCUCCAACUACAUCGACUGGAUCCAUUCGGUGAUGGAAAAUAACUAACCACCAGAAGUUCCCAGCACUGUUUCAAACUUGGCAGGCCCCAGAGGAAAAUAAUAAAGUGACAACAACAUGAA
This is a messenger RNA of Myotis daubentonii (Daubenton's bat), 980 nucleotides long. RefSeq names its product chymotrypsin-like elastase family member 2A. Gene Ontology annotation, molecular function: serine-type endopeptidase activity. NCBI's taxonomy places the organism in Eukaryota, Metazoa, Chordata, Mammalia, Chiroptera, Vespertilionidae. Gene Ontology annotation, biological process: proteolysis. The record is from RefSeq and is a predicted model, not a curated record.